Molecule: messenger RNA, 4480 nt
Organism: Pristis pectinata (smalltooth sawfish)
Lineage: Eukaryota; Metazoa; Chordata; Chondrichthyes; Rhinopristiformes; Pristidae
Gene: rgs7bpa
Product: regulator of G protein signaling 7 binding protein a
Exons: 7
Coding region: 1606-2367 (253 amino acids)
Biological process (GO): G protein-coupled receptor signaling pathway
Cellular component (GO): postsynapse; neuron projection; nucleus
Source: RefSeq, a predicted model, not a curated record
GUACCUCGCCGUACCUCGGUACAAGUGACAAUAAUAAACCAAUACCAAUAUUUGAUCUCCAUUUAUCAUUUUAUUGCUCUUCUUGGGGUCCAGCUACCAUCGAUAUAUAGUUCUAAAAACAGAAAAUGCUGGAAACACUCAGCAGGUCAGGCAGCAUUUGUGGAAAGAGCAACACACACAAAAUGCUGGAGGAACUCCGCAGGUCAGGCAGCAUCUAUGGGGGGGGGGGGGGGGGGGGAUGGUAUGGAAAGAAAAACAGUGUUUCAGGUCGAAGACGCUUCCUCAGAAUUGGAAAAGAGAGAAAAUAGAUUUUCACCGGGAUGUAGUUUAUUCAUUCUGAGAUUGUUGCUAUGCAUUCUGUUAUCCUCGUGGUUCGUGCUGCAGAAUGGAGCAACAUUUUAAUGGCUAUCAGUUAAAGCAAACCUUCCCCUGAGAUGUCUGGGUAGAAAUGACUGCCUCUGAUCUUUUUGUACAGAUACUUAACAGGUGUCUACCGGAUUCCUGCUAAUGGAUUAACGCCUCCGAGAGAUUUGUUUUUUAAACGAGUGCAAUGAGCAUUUGUACGGUAGUAUCAACAACAAUAUUUUUUCUCGCAUCGUUUCUGUUUCUUAAGCAUUUGUCUAUAUAUAAGCCUUUUCGGAAAUAUGCAUUUGUCGGGGGUUCUCAUGUAACCACGCUUCACAAAAUUAUGCUAUGUAGAUCUGAGGUGUGAUAUCGCGUAUAUUUUUUGCCGUUUGGUUUAAUGACGUGGUACAGAUAAUGUACCACUGAAGCUUCGAUCGAUGCACGUUUCUAAGGUAAGGGCAAUGAUUGUUUUGCUGAAGUAAACCGGAGUCACAUCUCACGCAUAACGGUAAAUGCCUAGCUUCAAGGAAAUUGUUCUAUUUUAUUACCAUGUCACUUGCCUUCCUAACAUCUGAACGUGUCAGUGUUAAGACGCCGUGUUGAGGCACUGCCGACGCUGUUUCACAUUUCCUUGGCUCAGUGUCGAAAUAGCAAGAUCCAGCUCCUGGCGUUGUAUUAAUAUUCCUGUCCUAUCAAUUGUUGUGUCGCUAUCCACGUCAGCCUGGCUGAUUCCUGCGCUUCGCAUUUCCACCAAGGUUAGAACGGCACAAAGGCCAUUCGGAAAUACCUAAGAUUAGAGAAAACGACUACAGCCACUUCCAACCCACCUGGAUCCUUCGAUUUUUUUUAUUGCUAAGGUGAAAUAAAAAGCCGCUGUGACUGCCCUACCCCGGGAGAAUUAAAAGCGAGAUCGUUCUCACGUAAGAUUCCUGCAGCCGUCAAAUUCUUAAUGGAAACUCCUAAAUCUUCGAGAUGUGAAUUUCUGCCCGAUGAAAUCACCAUCCCAAACAGUACGGAGCAUGCUAACAUUAGGAUAUUUCGUCUGAUCCUAGAUAGUGGUGACUCUGAAGCAUGUUGAAAGACGAAAGCCAGCGCCCGCUUUGCAGGCUCAAGGUUAUGUAGGGGAGGAAAGAGAGGGAAAAAUAAAGAGAAAGCAUCUCUUUUCUUGUGUUUUGAGCGCCUACUUCUUUCCCGGAGAGCGCGAUCCGUCGCAACCCGCCUCACCCCUAGCGAGGACCAGUUCAUCUUGGAUGUGUAUGCAUGAGUUCUGUACUGAAUGGGCGCAAAAUCCGCCCCAAGUCGCCCGGCUCCAUCCUCCACGUCGGGAAGGCGCAGUACAGAGAAGCGGAGCGGAGAGGCAGCUCCGAGAGCGGCGCCAAGUCCUUCCGAGCCCUGGACGAGUGUAGGAUGAUGGUGCAAGACUUCAACACCCAAGUAGCCCUUUACCGUGAACUGGUCAUUUCCAUCGGAGAUGCCUCCGUGGAUUGUCCCUCCCUGCGAUCUGAAAUGCAGAAGACGCGGACCAAGGGUUGUGAGAUGGCACAAAGCGCACAUCAAAAACUCUCCGCAAUCUCGGGGGCUGAAGAUGGGGAAAUCCAUCCAGAAAUCUGCAGGCUUUAUAUCCAACUCCAGUGCUGUCUGGAGAUGUAUACAACAGAGAUGCUGAAAUCAGUUUGUCUACUAGGAUCCCUUCAACUUCAUUGGAAAGAAAAGGACACCUUGGUGGUUCCCAAAGUGAUAGACAGUAGAAAGGAAGAGAGUUCCCAAGCUCCAAUUUUAGAAGAUACACCAUCCUCUCCUCUCCAAGACCUUCAACCGUAUUCGUGGCAUGUUUCCACAGAUAUAGAAAAUACUGAAAGAGACAUACGAGAAAUGAAAAAUCUUCUAAGCAAACUCAGGGAGACUAUGCCUUUACCAUUAAAGAACCAAGAUGAUAGCAGUCUCCUCAAUCUGACUCCAUAUCCACUAGUGAGAAGGAGGAAACGAAGAUUCUUUGGACUUUGCUGCCUUGUGUCAAGCUAGGAUACUGAAAGGAACUGAAAGAAAAAAUUAAAUAAUCAGAGACUCUACUGAAGAGAGGUGCAUUCAGAACUAAUCUUUGGAAGCAGAGUGGUCUGUCUGGGAGACAGGCUUCCUGGAAGUACAGUGGAAGCAAUUGGUAUUAAUUCAUUCAAAUGUAAUUAAGAAUGAUUUCUUUCUGAAAACACUUUGGGAUAUGCCAUUCGAGUAGUCUGAGAUGCAACAUUUGGUAAGUGCAGAAUGCUUGGGAGGGAAAGGUGAUUUUGGACCAAUGAUGCCAAACCUUUCAACCACUGAGGUUUUGUUCACUUUAUAUUUGGAUCUGCUAUAAACAAAUGGUUAGAGCUUGAUAGCUGUGGUUAGUCAACACUCCCAUUAUCAUUGUAGCAUGUGACUAUCAAGGUGGUAGGAGGAAACCUGAAAGAGCUUCUGUUUGUUUUUGUCUGACAUUAUUUGUAUUUCAAUUUGAAAACUCAGAAUUCUUGGAACAUAGAACAGUACAGCAAAGGAACAGGCCCUUCGGCCCACCGUGUCUGUGCCAACCAUGAUGUCUAUCUAACUGAUCCCAUGCACUAGCACAUGGUUUGUUUCCCUCCAUUCCCUGUCUGUUCAUAUGUCAUUCUAAAUGCCUCUUAAACAUUAUUAUUGUAUCUUUUUCCACCACCUGUCGUGGCAGCAUGUUCCAGGCACCUACCACUCUCUGUGUAAAAACAAAACUUGCACAUCCCCUUUAAAUCCCUCCCCCCCCCACCUCAACUUAAACCUAUUCCCUCUAGUAUUUGACAUAUCCAUUGUGGGGGCAAAAUGACUCUGACUAUCUAUGCCCCUCAUAACUUUAUAUACUUCCUGCAGGUCCCCCCUCAGCCUCCGAUGCUCCAGAGAAGACAAUCCAAGUUUAUCCAAUAAUAUCCUUAUAGUUAAUACUCUCUAAUCCAGGCAACAUCCUGGUCAACCUCUUCUGAGCCUCUCCAAAGCCUCCACAUCCUUCCUGCGAUAUGGCAACCAGAACACUCUACUCCAAAUGUGGCCUAAGUAAAGAUUUAUACAGCUGCAACAUGACUUCCCAACUAGUAUCCUCAAUGCAUUGUUAUUAAUAUGUAUAGUAGAAGAUACUUUAGGCAUAGAAUGAAGAAGCAAGCAAUACUAAUAUAAAUCAAAUUCAGCUGGCAGUUUCCAACUUUGCCACCUGAGUGCUGAACUGGUGAUGGAGAUCUCCCUGUCACUUGAACAAAAGUCAGUCAGGUUCACGAGGUCAUUCCCCAGAGGCUGAAGCUGAAAGUGAUCACCUUAAUCUGUCUUGAGACAAGAAGUCAAUCUUUACCAGCAAAGAGGGACUCAUUUGAAAAUACUUUGUGCUAUCUGGUGCAAGAUGUUUCUCAAAGAAAUCUAGCAACUAACCUGCAAAAUUGCUAUUUGGAGUGCAAAAGACUGACAUUCCCCUAUGCUCAAUCUUAUAAUUUUUGACAAUAGUUCAACAAAACUGCAGGAAAUACUCAGCAAGUCAGGCAGCAACUUUGAAGUUAGAAACAAAGCCAAUAUUGCAAAUCCUAUUACAGAUAAUAUUUUAUUUUCCUUUCAUAUCAAAUAAUUUUAUUGCACAUGUACAUAUAUUAAACAAAGGCUUAAUUUUCAGCAAUGUAAUAGACGUCACUCCCAGCACUAUAAAUUCAGCCUUCAGUAUCAUGCUGUGUGUUUGUUUAAUUUUGUUUAAAUGAAAAGAAUGACUCAAUCUAAUGUGCAAUAUAUCAAAAUAUAAAGUGUAUCUAUAACUAUGUAUACAAUUACCUUGUAGCAAUUAUGACAUUUUGUUAAUAAUAGAAAAUAAAAGCAUGAUAUCUACAUAUUAAGAAUUGUGUAAUGUUUGAUGUUCUUAGAUAUGCCAGAGAUAAUUCUGACUGUUUAAUGCAAACACAUUUUACAUUAAUUAAAUAAUUAUUAUGUUAAAUCUUAGUGUUGACGUUCUUUUGAUGAGUAUUGUUACUGAUGAAAUUGGAUCUUUUGCAUCGCUGAAAGUAUGUGCAUACUUCCGAAAGAAGACAGCAUUGGCAAACCAGAGGGAGCUUGCUUCUAACAGAAGAUGAGCAGAGAAAUAGAGGCAUUAAAAACAUGAAACACA